Messenger RNA from Ochlerotatus camptorhynchus, 769 nucleotides. RefSeq names its product pyroglutamyl-peptidase 1. The record is from RefSeq and is a predicted model, not a curated record. The coding region runs from base 74 to 694 and encodes 206 amino acids. Gene Ontology annotation, molecular function: pyroglutamyl-peptidase activity. Gene Ontology annotation, biological process: proteolysis. The transcript is spliced from 2 exons. Gene Ontology annotation, cellular component: cytosol. NCBI's taxonomy places the organism in Eukaryota, Metazoa, Arthropoda, Insecta, Diptera, Culicidae.
CUAAUAAUACGUGGGUGGAUCUAGGCACAGCCCGAAACAGCGAGAGCUCCGGUCCCAACGAUCCUAGUUAGAUAUGGUUGGCAAGUCCCGUAUCAUCAUAGUGACCGGGUUCGGCCCAUUCGCUGGCCACGAAGAACGCAACGCUAGCUGGGAGGCCGUGAAGCUGCUUCCCGACUCGUACCAAUAUAAAAGUGUUCAGUAUCAAGUGAAAAAGAUGGAAAUACCUGUUACAUACGAAGCGGUCGAUGCCAUGGUGCCGAAGAUUUGGAGCGAAAAUCCGGCGCUGGUCAUCCACGUCGGUGUGCACGGUCGUAUCGAGACGAUUAAUCUGGAAAAGUGUUCCGACUCGUCGGGCUACUGUCGACCGGACUUUGCGAACAAGUGUUUACCCUCCGAUAAGAUAACGCUGAAAAGCGCUACCGGUGAGGGCAAAUGCGAAUUGCUGGAGACAAAUCUCGACGUGCACGCAAUUGCCGGUGAAUUGGAUGCGGUCAAGUGCUGCUGCUCGCAGGAAGUAGGCAGCUACCUGUGCGGAUAUAUUUACCUCAAAUCGUUGGACGUCGAUCGGGACCGGUCGCUGUUUAUUCACGUGCCGGACAUCGGCAAGCCGUACAGUUCCGCACAGACGACGGAUGCCAUCCACCAGGUGAUGGACCGAUGCAUCCGGCAGCUGGACUCGAAAGGCAUGCUUUAGAAACGACUAGGACGUUGUUCGGAUGGAAUUGAACGAAUUUUAACCAUUUUGAAUUAUCAUUUGAUAUUUUAUUGA